Molecule: messenger RNA, 1689 nt
Organism: Scheffersomyces coipomensis
Lineage: Eukaryota; Fungi; Ascomycota; Pichiomycetes; Serinales; Debaryomycetaceae
Gene: LCB2
Product: serine C-palmitoyltransferase
Exons: 1
Coding region: 1-1689 (562 amino acids)
Biological process (GO): sphingosine biosynthetic process; ceramide biosynthetic process
Cellular component (GO): serine palmitoyltransferase complex
Molecular function (GO): pyridoxal phosphate binding; serine C-palmitoyltransferase activity
Source: RefSeq, a predicted model, not a curated record
AUGGAAACAACACUAUCUCCAAAUAUCCCUAAUGCUCCUCCUGAUGAUAGAUCAAAGGAAGUGUUGAGUGAAUUGGAAUAUGGGAAAUUAACCUCAGAUCAAUACUUGUACGUUUCAAAACAUCCUGUGGGUGAACCAUUACCAACUCCAAUCGAUGAUGAACCUCCUUAUAUCAUUUAUAUCGCUACUUAUAUAAGUUAUCUUAUCUUAAUCAUCAUUGGUCAUAUUCGUGAUUUCUUUGGUAAAACUUUUAAACCAAAUGAAUAUGAAGAUUUAGUUGAAAAAAAUGGGUUUGCUCCUUGGUAUGAUGGUUUUGAAAGUUUUUAUGUUCGUAGAUUAAAAACUAGAAUUGAUGAUUGUUUCGCAAGACCAAUCCAUGGUGCUCCUGGUCGUUAUAUUAAAUGUUUUAAUAGAAUAAGACAUGGUAAAACUGGUUAUCUUUAUGAUGGUACUUCCACUGAAUGUUUAAAUUUAUCAUCCUAUAAUUAUUUAGGUUUUGCUCAAUCAAAUGGUGUAUGUACUGACUUUGCUUUAAAAUGUCUUGAAGAAUAUGGUACUUCUGGUUGUUCUCCGAGAUCUUAUAUUGGUACUACUGACUUACAUAAAGAAUGUGAAAGAGUCAUUGCUGAUUUCGUUGGUAAAGAAGAUGCUAUCAUUGUAAGUCAAGGUUAUGGUACUAAUGCUAAUCUUUUUUCAUCUAUUGCCGAUCCAAAAACUUUAGUUAUAAGUGAUGAAUUAAAUCAUGCUUCUAUUAGAUUCGGUAUUAGAACUUCAGGGGCAUCAGUUAAAGUUUUCAAACAUAAUGAUAUGGUGGAUUUAGAAAAAUUAAUUAGAACUCAAAUCGCUCAAGGUCAAACUAAAACUCAUCGUCCUUGGAAAAAAAUCAUCAUUGCAGUUGAAGGAUUAUAUUCCAUGGAAGGUAAUUUAGUUAAUUUACCUAAAUUAGUUGAAUUAAAAGAAAAAUAUAAAUGUUACUUAUUCGUUGAUGAAGCUCAUUCUAUUGGAGCUUUAGGUCCAGAAGGAAGAGGAGUUUGUGAUUAUUUUUCUGUUGAUCCUGCUAGAAUCGAUUUAUUAAUGGGUACAUUAACUAAAUCAUUUGGUGCUACCGGUGGUUAUGUGGCUGCUGAUAAAGAUAUCAUUGAUAAAAUUAGAUUAAAUUAUAUCACUCAAAGUUAUUCUGAAUGUGUUCCACCUCCUGUAUUAGGUCAAAUCAUUUCUUCAUUAAGUGUGAUAAAAGGUACUUUAAAUCCAGGUGAAGGUAAAGAAAGAUUACAAAGAAUUGCAUUUAAUUCCCGUUAUUUAAGAUUGGGAUUAAAAAAAUUAGGUUUUAUCGUUUAUGGUGCCGAUGAUUCUCCUGUUAUCCCAUUAUUAUUAUUCUUACCUGCUAAAAUGCCGGCUUUUUCAAGAAUGUUAUACGAAUUAGGUAUAGCUGUUGUUAUCGUAAGUUAUCCUGCCACUCCAUUAAUUAGUGCUAGAGCAAGAUUAUGUGUAAGUUCAGCUUUAACUAAAGAAGAUUUGGAUUAUUGCUUGGAAAAAUUCAGUGAAAUUGGUGAUACUAUCUUUCUAAAAUUCAGUAGUGGUAUCGCUGGUGGUUCUAAAAUCGCAGGUACACCUCCAAGAUGGUCAAUUGAAGAUGUUAUUGCUACCAAUGUUGAAGAUUGUAAGAAACCUAAAUUAGGUUACUAUUAA